Dermochelys coriacea (leatherback sea turtle) is the source of this 4714-nucleotide messenger RNA. RefSeq names its product inositol-tetrakisphosphate 1-kinase (gene ITPK1). The record is from RefSeq and is a predicted model, not a curated record. Gene Ontology annotation, biological process: inositol trisphosphate metabolic process. The coding region runs from base 1391 to 2257 and encodes 288 amino acids. Gene Ontology annotation, molecular function: magnesium ion binding; inositol-3,4,5,6-tetrakisphosphate 1-kinase activity; inositol-1,3,4-trisphosphate 5-kinase activity. Gene Ontology annotation, cellular component: cytoplasm. Lineage: Eukaryota; Metazoa; Chordata; Testudines; Dermochelyidae. The transcript is spliced from 11 exons.
GCCAGCCUGAGCAGGUUGCUGCUGCGCGGCAGAGACGCGGGGACUGCGUAGGGCAGCCGGGUGCCGGCCGGCCGGGGCUGCUGCUCGCAGGCUCUCCUUCGGGCAGGAGGCGCCGCAGCCUGGCGCAGCCCCCGCGAGGGUGUGUCCUUGCUCGCCCACCCUCCUGCCUUGGGGGUGGAGGGAGGAGGAACCAGCCGCGGCAGGAGGAAGUGGAGGCGGCUCGGAAUAGCGGGCAAAUGGAGACGUGAGAGGCGGCGGGGGAAAGAAGCGAGCUGGUCUCCCGCUCCCCGAGCGCGCCGCCCGACGGCCCCUGGGGCAGAGGCUUGCUCGGGGCUCCGCUGCUGCUUCGGGGGUGCUGCUCGGAGAGCCGCGGCGUUGUGCUCGCUCUGCGGGCUGCUCCAUUAGCGCACGGAGGAGGAUUUCAGAAGGUAGAAGCUUCCCCUGCGCCAGAGGCACCUUCCCACCCAGCUUCUCCGCUUUCCCGUUCCUGGGAGGGCCUGCAAGGGGAUUGCACGCAAGUUACUGCUGCUCAGAGAGCCUGGACCCUGCCCGAGCCAGCCAAGCACGGGGUCUGCCUGGGGAAUAUUGCUGGCGGCUUCCGAGACAGCCUCUGAUUUUGUUGUUGUUCGUUGCAAGUCUCUGCUUUAAAACCCAAGUGCAUAUGAAAUAUUAAAGCCCCUCCGCUGGAUUUCCCCGUUUUGCCCCUCUCAGAGUUCCUUGCACCCCAAGGACUGAAUGACUUCCCUCUAGAGACUUCUUUUUUGGGGAGGGAGGCACCUCCGUACCACGCUGCUGCAUCUUGUGUACAAGGCUUUUCUCUUUUUCUCCUUUAAAAAUAACCCCCACCCCCACUCCGCUGGAGGGUAAAGGAAGAUGCAGACCUUUCUGAAAGGCAAAAGAGUUGGUUAUUGGCUGAGUGAAAAGAAGAUCAAGAAGCUGAAUUUUCAGGCCUUUGCAGAGCUCUGCAGGAAAAGAGGGAUAGAAGUCAUACAGAGAUUGCACUGGUGGAGCUGGACUUUAGCUGAAGACCUCAUUUAACAUGUUCCAACCACUGCUUGGAAAACGCUUGGAACAGCAGUUGCAUGUCCACUCAAGGUGUUGUAACUGUGAUACAAACGUAGGGGAUUCCAGCCAAGGACUUAAAACAUCAUAACUUGACCUUACCAAACCGAUCGAAGAUCAGGGCCCUUUGGAUGUGAUCAUACAUAAACUGACAGAUGUCAUCCUUGAAGCAGACCAAAAUGACAGCCAGUCGUUGGAGCUGGUUUACAGGUUCCAGGAGUAUAUCGACGCUCACCCUGAAACCAUCAUCCUGGACCCCCUUCCUGCUAUCCGUACACUGCUGGACCGAUCCAAGUCUUAUGAGCUUAUUCGGCGAAUAGAGGCCUACAUGCAAGAUGAGAGGAUCUGUUCGCCACCCUUUAUGGAGCUGACAAGCGCCUGUGGAGAAGACACCUUGCAGGUCAUAGAGAAGAAUGGACUAACAUUCCCAUUCAUUUGUAAAACCAGAGUGGCCCAUGGAACCAACUCUCAUGAGAUGGCGAUCAUAUUCAACCAGGAAGGCCUGAAGGCCAUCCAGCCCCCCUGCGUGAUUCAGAGCUUCAUCAAUCACAACGCUGUGCUGUAUAAAGUGUUUGUGGUCGGGGAGUCCUACACUGUGGUAAAAAGACCAUCUUUAAAGAACUUCUCAGCAGGCAUUUCAGAUAGAGAAUCAAUAUUUUUCAACAGCCACAAUGUGUCGAAGCCAGAAUCCUCCUCUGUCUUAACAGCACUUGAUAAAAUUGAAGGUGUGUUUGAACGGCCAAAUGACGACGUCAUCCGGGAGAUCUCCAAGGCACUGAGACAGGCUCUGGGGGUUUCCCUCUUUGGGAUCGAUGUUAUCAUUAACAAUCAGACCGGCCAGCAUGCAGUCAUUGAUAUCAAUGCAUUCCCAGGUUAUGAGGGUGUUGCAGAGUUCUUCACAGACCUCCUGAACCACAUAGCUGCUGUCCUGCAGGGCCAGACACCAGAGGUGACCCAGCUAAACCUCAGCAAACUCCUGGCUGAGCAGACCGGCGGCAUAGUAGGGGAGCGGACAUGCUGUGCUAGUACAGGCUGCCGAAGCGUGAUGGGAAAAGACUCCUCCUGGAUUGUGGAAAGUGAGACCAACAGCUCAGUAAAGCUGCAGCACCAGAGACUAGGCUGCAACUCUGCAGUGUCUCCCAGCUUUCAACAGCACUGCGUUGCCACGUUGGCAACAAAAGCUUCCUCUCAAUAGCCAGACAAUGCUGUGGACUAAGGAAAAGCCAUGGGGAGUCAAAUCAUGGUCCUAGAAUCAGAGCAGGCUGUAACAAAUUUCUCUUGAUUUAACCCAAUUUGUUGAUGAAAUUAUCUGAAAAGGAGUGGGGAAGAAAAAUGAUCCGGAUACAUUUCAUCAGAUUCCAUUUGCAAAUCUGUAGUGAGCUUGCACAUGCUUGUGUUUUUAACACUAGACCUUAAUGUGGGACGGUUGCUUUUGCGUUUCGUUUUAGAUUUUAUUUGUAAUCACCAGAGACCAGCAUUUUAAAAUCAGACCUCAUGGAACCAGAAAGAAUUGGAGUUGACAUGGCGUGCGUGACAAUGCUAGAGAUUUUCACCUUUCCAGAGUACUUCCCAUUCCCUCUUUCCUGCUGGACCCUUGAAAAGAACUUUUAAGAAAGCUUCAGUAUCAGCAGAACAGGUGUGCUCAGAGCUUCAUUGGCAACUUGCUGAGGGCACUAGGACUGCACCUUAUUUGAUGGAUCAAAACAGAUUGCGGCUGCCCUCCUGUUUAAAACUGAGGUGAAGACUGCAGUUCCAACUCUGCGGUUCUCUUCCUGGAACCGAGUUGUUUAAGAUAAAGGACGCUUCAAAUUGUCUUUCGGCACAAGACUGCUACCAUGGCAGUAACGAAUCUUUUCUGAUCCAGCAAAGCUUCAGUUUGAAAAGCAAAGGGUGCAUACUACUAGCGGGAGUUGGGUGUCUUGGUAGAUAAAACACUGCUCUUUGUACUUUUGGCUGGCCAUAAGACCCUAAAGCUUUUUCUUUAGCUGAGAAAAUAAUUGUCCUUCCAUUUCACUCGGGCAAAGUGUAGGAAUGCUUUGCUAGUGGGCUAGCAAAUGGAUCCACUUUUACUUUCACAGAGUAGUACACCAGCCUUGCACGUCCUGUAAAUACAUGUGUAAUUCAGAUUUGUAGCCACUAUUCUCCAUUAAUACAUGGCUAUGCAUAAAUCAUUGCUCUCAACAGUGAUUGAACAUGAGCAAAAUUGGAAAGAGCAGGGUUUUGUGUAAGCUAGUGAUUUGUGACAGUUUUUCUGAUUUAGAGACUGUUACUAUCUGGGACUGCUAAAGGAGGCGGGGUAGGUAAAUUACAAGAGUAGUGGUUAUACUCAUUUGUGAACUAUAAUACAGUCUGAUCAUACAUUACAGUUGAGAUACCGUAGCAAAACUAAAAUGUAUGUUCUCUUCCUGCAGCACGGCAGCAUCUUCUGUCCUUUUAAAUUUCCUGCAACUUUUGUCAAUUCUGAACACUAAAUUGGAAGUAACUGAAUCAGACAAUGCUGUAAAAGCAGGUUUCAAGCAUACACAUUAAUUUUGUGGGGCUCAUGGCCUUUCCAUCUUUAAGAAAUCCCUAAACUAUGUUCACGGAGAUGCUAUUAAGAAAGCUUCACCUUAGUUAAGCUCUGGGAUGUGACAGUUCCAUGUUUUUCUAUCUUAAGCAUUUGUAGAGCACUCAUCACCAUAACACGUUAGCGCCAACUAAUCUAGUAUCUGAUAGCCAGAGUGGUGGGAAGGAGCAGGUAGGGGAUGUAAUACAACCUUAGGAUAGUGGAGGGAGCCAGAUCAGGAAGACACGGAGGGAGGAGUGAGCCAAACCAUUUGAAAAAUGCUCACUGCCAUAUGGUGGUGGCCAUCCCUCAUGGAGAAGUCUUAUAGGGUCCUGUAAAAAUCACUCUUAACCUUUUUAUAGGGUUUUAUUGGGGGAAGGGCUAUCAAUUUCUGUUAACUUCUACAAGACUUUUCCAUAAGGAAUGUCAUUCGUCUUUGGGAUUUCAGAGUCAGAUUUGUAUGAAACACGAAUACAGCAAAGUUCCUGGAUUUGUGUAAAAAUCAGUUCUGAAUUGGGCACCUGUCAUAACCCUACUAUGCGUUGAGGCUGCUGAAUAAUUGCUGAAUCCCACCAUUUUACUGCAUGUUGUAGGUCCCAGGUAGCCGGGGUGAAAGUGAGGACGACAACCAUAGUUAUGGACUUAAAACAAUUUUCAUGAUUGACCAAACCUUUCUUAGAACCAAGACUGAAAUAAAAUAGACAUCUAAAGGUUUUUUUGAGAUCUUUUCAUGUUUCAAGUAAAGCAAAGAUGCCCUCAGGAAGGAAUUCACCAGUGUGUAUUUUUGUAUGGUACUCUUGUGUAACUGGCGGGUGGAAUGUUUAUAGAUUUGCCAUUUGCUUCCUUUAUUAAAAUGGAAAAAUUUUAAUGGGUGGUGGUGGGAGGAAAAGAAGCAAUGCUUAAUAUGAUUUAGUAACACGAGACCUUUCAAACUAACUGUGUUUAUGUGAAUCAGAGUGUUGGAUCCAGUUAAAAUGUCUGUAUGCUGUUUCCUAUAACAUUGAAUAAGAAUUUAUUUUCCCUGGCUACCGUCUGAAUUUUGGUUGGCCUAUUUUGCACUGCUUUAUUUCUCCAAAAUAAACUACUGAAAUACAAUUGUGCAUUUUA